ACGUAGCUCAGUAGCGCGGGGAAUUUCGAGUAGUAAUCUAGCGCGGGAGGCCAGUGGGAGGCGGGCCCCCGGCAUCCUGAGGAGAGAUCAUGGAAACCUUGGCUGAGCCUCGGUGGCCUCCUGGCCUGGCAGUGAUGAAGAGAAUAGAUGAUUUACUGCGAUGUGGAAUUUGCUUUGAAUAUUUUAACAUUGCAAUGAUUAUUCCUCAGUGUUCACAUAACUAUUGUUCUCUCUGUAUAAGAAAAUUUCUAUCUUAUAAAACUCAGUGUCCAACUUGUUGUGUGACAGUCACAGAGCCAGACCUGAAAAAUAAUCGCAUACUAGAUGAACUGGUAAAAAGCUUGAAUUUUGCACGGAAUCAUCUGUUACAGUUUGCUUUAGAAUCACCACCCAUAUCUCCUGCUUCUUCCUCUUCUAAGAAACUUGCUGUCAAAGUACAUACUCCUGGAGGUUACCGACAUUCUUUAAAGCAGGGGAGCAGAUUAAUGGACAAUUUCUUGGUUAGAGAAAAUAAUGGUUCUAUAUCAGAGUUGUCAAUGAAAGAAAAUGACAUUAAAUUUAGCCCACAGAAAGAGGCAAGCACUUCUCUGGAGACCAAAGCAGCAUGUUUUAUGGGAAAGACAGCCCUUGGCUUCUCAGAUACUAAUUGUCAUGAGAUACCCUCUACGUCCACUUUGAAGCAAGUUUCUAAAGUGGAUUGCCCUGUUUGCGGAGUUAGCAUUCUAGAAAACCACAUCAAUAAACACUUAGACAGCUGUUUAUCACGUGAAGAGAAGAAGGAAAGCCUCAGAAGUUUUGUUAACAAAAGGAAGCCACUGCCCAAAACGGUGUAUAACUUGCUCUCUGAUCGUGAUUUAAAGAAAAAACUAAAACAACAUGGAUUGUCUACUCAAGGAAAUAGACAGCAGCUUAUUAAAAGGCAUCAAGAAUUUGUACAUAUGUACAAUGCCCAAUGUGAUGCUUUGCAUCCUAAAUCAGCUGUUGAAAUAGUCCAGGAACUUGAAAACAUGGAAAAGACCAGGAUGCGUCUUGAAGCAAGUAAACUCAGCGAAAGUGUAAUGGUUUUUACGAAGGACCAAACAGAAAAGGAAAUAGAUGAAAUUCACAGUAAAUAUCGUAAAACGCAUCAGAAUGAAUUUCGGCUUCUGGUGGAUCAGGCAAAAAAAGGAUACAAGAAAACUGAUGGAAUGCCAAAAAACAAAGUAAUGAAAAAAGAUGAAUCUACAGAAAAGCUGUCAUCCAUGCAUAUGGGACAGGAAGAUGAUAAAAUGAAAUUUUCAGAUACAACCUCAGUAAGAAAUCACUUUCCUCCAUCAAAUCUAUGCUCCCCAGAAAAGAUGAAGCCUGACAGACAAGAUGAUUCUUCUAGUUGUACCGAUAUUCAGGAAUCAGCUCUUUAUUCAUCGGAAUCAGGUUCAUGCAAUAGUUCCAGUUCAGACAUCAUAAGAGAUCUUCUGGAAGAAGAGGAAGCCUGGGAAGCAUCACAUAAAAAUGAUCUUCAAGACAUAGAAAUAAGCCCAAGACAGAAUCGCCGCACAAGAGCAGCUGAAAGUGCUGAAAUUGAACCAAGAAACAAGCGUAAUAGGAAUUAAUGUGGGCUGUUGCUGAUUUUUUAAUUCAGUGAUCAGAAUGUGGUACUUUUUAUUGCCAUGUAUGGAUUUCAUAUUUAUAAAUGUCCAAGGGAAGAUGUUAAUUCCUAAAUGUUAUGGUUAACUGAUUUCUAGUCUCUUCCGCCUUUCCAGAAAAAGUUGAGCAUCCUCACUUGGUCAGUUGCCUUCUGCCUCUAAAACGUUUCUCCUUAAAAACACUAUCCACAUGUUCACCAGCUUUGCAGAGUGGGUAAACUAUUUGGGAAAGGGAUUUUAUUUGGUUUCUAAAUUUCAAAAUGUCCUUACACAAUCCUCCUUUUCUUCCAUGGACACCAACUUCACAAAAGGAUUCUUUUCUGCCUAUUUACUAUAACAAGCACUUGAGUUAAGAGUAUCUGUAUUUUGUGCUGAUUCACAUUCUUGGUGUGUGUAAGUACCUGAUGCCGUUAUUUCAGCAAACCCAUGACAGCAAUUCAUGAUAGUUAUUUUCUAAGUUGAAUGUAGUUUUUGUUAAACUUGUGUUUUACACAUUACUCAGAAUAGAAUUAUAAUUAAAAGUCACAAAGUUAGUAUUAUAAUUUUUUAAAAGUUACAAAGUUAGUAUUAUAAUUUAAAGUCACAAAGCCAUAAUAACUUUGAAACAUUGAGCUUAUUCUUCUGAAUGGCUCUUAAAAAAGAUUAUUGUUAGUAUUUUUUCAGUUGAGUUGAUCAGAUCUCCAACAUUUUGAAUCCCAGCCAUUUAAUGAAAAGUAUGUAAUAAAUGUAUUUUGUUAAUGAAUGGACUCUUACAUUAAUUUGGAAUAAUGUCCUUAAAACUAUAUCCUAUGAAUAGUUGUGUACAGUUCACAAUUUGUUGGUCAGAAAUUGUUAUCUAAAUGUGAAAAGUACACCAGUAUCUAGUUCCUACUGCUUACUUCUCUUUGGUAUUUCAGAGCCAACCUACCCCCAUCUCUUCCUCUGCUGUUACCCAAACCAAACACAUCAACUUGCAAAUAACAUGGGAGCAAAUGCAGCAGUGUUAAAAUAACAAAUUUAUGGGUAUGCCAGGGAAAGCCUUUGUGAUUUCUCCUUUCAAAAGAAUAUCUCCAGUGACUGGCUUUUUGGUAUGCUUUGGGCUUUCUGAUAACUUGGAGUCUCAUGGUGAGAGUUUAGCAUUUUCAUACUGAAACCCACCAUUUUUCUUUAUGAGUUUACUGAGUUUCAAAUGAUUACAAAAGAAUUUGUCAUAGUCAUUUCAUCUGCCUAAAGCAAUAAAUGGUACACUAAGGAAGUGAGAAGCAGCACCACUCACUGAACUUGUCAGCAGAUCUGAUGUGAUGGUUAGGAGCAUCCAGCCAAAGUGGAGGCUAGUGUUGGUAUAAUGUAUACUAAGUUGCCAGAAAUGAUGCUACAGUGAAAAUGGCUUCUUUCACUAAAAAUUAUAAUCUUAUAAGUUAAACUGCAGGUAAUUACUAUUUUAUUUGCAGCAAGAGGAGUAAAUGGAGCAGUGAGAUCCAAGAGAGGGGGAUCUCUCAUUCAAUAAAUUUGAUUAUCAACUU
Messenger RNA from Ictidomys tridecemlineatus (thirteen-lined ground squirrel), 3127 nucleotides. RefSeq names its product RAD18 E3 ubiquitin protein ligase (gene Rad18). Gene Ontology annotation, molecular function: ubiquitin protein ligase activity; single-stranded DNA binding. Gene Ontology annotation, biological process: protein monoubiquitination; DNA damage tolerance. Gene Ontology annotation, cellular component: Rad6-Rad18 complex; nucleus. Lineage: Eukaryota; Metazoa; Chordata; Mammalia; Rodentia; Sciuridae. The record is from RefSeq and is a predicted model, not a curated record.